This is a messenger RNA of Aedes albopictus (Asian tiger mosquito), 3871 nucleotides long. Its product is annotated as protein sax-3. Gene Ontology annotation, biological process: cell-cell adhesion. Gene Ontology annotation, molecular function: protein binding. The record is from RefSeq and is a predicted model, not a curated record. The transcript has 12 exons. The coding region runs from base 422 to 3775 and encodes 1117 amino acids. NCBI's taxonomy places the organism in Eukaryota, Metazoa, Arthropoda, Insecta, Diptera, Culicidae.
UCUUCUCUGGUCCAUUUCAGUGAAACCGUACUUCAUCAACGAACCGACGGACAUUACCGUACUGGUCGGGCAGCGGGUCCAGUUCCAGUGCACCGUGGGGGGCGAUCCGCACCCGCAGAUUCUGUGGAAGAAGGAGAACGGGCACAUUCCGGUCGGAAGGGCGGAGAUUCUGGAAGAGGACCGCAGCCUGGUCAUCAAAAACGUGGCCCAGGACGAUCAGGGCAUCUACAUAUGCGAGGCGCACAACACGGUCGGUCAGAUCAACGCCAAGGCUCAGCUGGUGGUUAACUCUGCUCCAACGUUUAUAAUCAAGCCUCAAGAUCAGCGGACGAACCUGAACGGGGUAGCCACUUUCAAGUGCACGGCCUCCGGUAAUCCACCGCCAUCUGUGUUCUGGACCAAAGAGGGCUCCCAAACCUUGAUGUUCCCCAACAAUACCUACGGCAACAUUCACAUCUCCAGUCAAGGAUCCCUCCAGGUCCGGGGAGCCCAGAAGGAGGACGACGGUUACUUCGUCUGCUCGGCCUUGAGCGUGGCCGGAUCUACCACUAGCAGGGCUUAUCUUCAGGUCACUAGUUCGUUUGACAGCAGUCCUCCACCUGUUCUACAAGAAGUCCCAUCGAAUCAGACCCUACCGCGGGGCAGCGUAGCCAUGCUUCCUUGUCGCGGGUCUGGUCCCACAAGUCCGAAAAUCUACUGGAAGAAGAACACCACCGAUAUUACCGCCCUUGGGCCACGCUUCACCAUCGUUCAAGGUGGAACGCUGAAAAUUGACGAUCUGCAACCUGAGGACUCCGGUUGGUACUCGUGUGUUGCCUAUUCCGAAAAGGGAGAAACAUCAUGGAGUGCAUUUCUGCAGGUCGAGAAAAAUCUAUCCGCCAUGCUGCAUCGCACGGGGGGCAGUCCGGAGCUACUCCCGGUGGCGCCAUCAAUACCCAAAGCAGUCAACAUCACCAACAGCAACGUGACGCUGAUGUGGACCAAAAUCGGCGGGGAAGAUCCAUCGCAGGAGAAGCUGUGGAACAACCCCGUCAGUGGCUACAUGGUGGAAUAUUACAGCCCCGACGAGAAGAAGGGCUGGAUCCGGGCGGUGCGGGUUCCUGGAAACACUGCCACGAUCACAAACCUCUCGCCGUCCACGUCGUACAUCUUCGUGGUGCGGGCGGAAAACGCUUACGGUUACUCGGCUCCGUCUCCGCUGUCCAACCUGAUCCGGACGCUCUCGGCAGACGAUGGCGUCACCAUGCCGGAAGAGCUGGAAGCCGCCCGGAUGGUGCUCAACGGGAAGAUUCUGGAGCUGGUGGAUGCCGUCGCGAUAAGCUCCACAUCCGUUCGGCUCGAGUGGCAGCUGCACAUCUCCAGCACUGAGGAGUACAUCGAAGGGUUGUACGUGCGGUACCGGGAUUUGGGGGCUAAUUCCCAGAAGUACAGCAUGCUGACGAUUCCGAACAAUGCUGCCGAGAUGCACGUCAUCACCAAUUUGGACAAGUUUACGAGGUACGAGUUUUUCCUGACGCCGUUCUUUAAGAAUGUUGAGGGGCAGCCGAGUAACUCGAAGGUGGUGCAGACGGCGGAGGAUGCUCCAACGGCAGCGCCGGUCAACAUCCAAACGGGUAUGCUGAAUUUGACGGCCGGGUGGGUCAAGUGGUCUCCACCACCGGUUGAGCAUCAGAACGGGGUGCUGCUGGGGUAUAAAAUUCAGGUCAAGGCAGGAAACUCAUCGAAGACACUCGCCUCGAUGACGCUGAAUUCGACAACUACCUCAGUUAUGCUAAAUAACUUGACGACCGGAGCGACCUAUCGAGCGCAGAUCGUUGCGUUCAACCGAGUCGGAGCGGGACCGUAUUCCAAGCCAGCAUACUUGAUCAUGGACCCAGCACACGUGAUAGCUCCUCCUAGAGCACAUAAUUCUCUCAGCGAUAUCGGAGGCUAUCGACAUCACAACUUCAUGCACGAGACGUGGUUUAUGGUAUUCGUAGUACUCGCCUUGUUGAUCAUUUUGACCUUCACCGUUGUUGGAGUGGUCGUAUUCAUCAAGAAGCGACAGAACAUGAGCAAAGCAAUGGUUACCGUGCCGGUCAUAACCAGUGGGGACUUGGCUAGCAUGAACCUUACCCGAAAGGACUGCCUCUGGAUUGAUCGAGGCUGGAGGUCUACCGAUACUGAUAAGGACUCCGGUUUAAGCGAGAUGAAACUGCUGGAGAGUUCACAGAAUCCGUCCAACUACACGGAUGUUGGGACGGACUAUGCUGAAGUCGAUCCCAGGAAUAUCGUUUCGUUCUACAACUGUAGAAAGUCUCCGGACAAUCCUUCGCCAUACGCAACCACAAUGAUUAUGAACGGUCUUCCCAACGAGAAUGGGAAGCUUCCGUAUCAGAACGGACACGAAGGGUACUCAUCGGCCAACUCCAGCUUAAGGUCGGACAUUCCAUAUGGUCCAGGAAAUCCGAAGCCCUUCGCAAUGCCCUACAGUACUGCCCCCUCUAACUGGAUCGACUUCCUACCCCCUCCACCGGAACACCCGCCACCCAUUCCGCAAGCUCUAGACCACCAUCUGCAUUUGAACCACGUUUACCCAUCGGAGCUCAUUGGAACCACCACCAGUUCUCAAGGCUCGCGAUGUGGUUCGGGUCUUUCGACAAGCUAUAACGCUCACCACUCAUAUCAAUACGUAGAUCCGUCGCUCCUGGGACGCGGCUCAUCCCGAAGCAGUAGCAACGAACUCCGUAGCCCACCGACUCAGCUACCACCGCAACCUCCAACGCAUCUAUACCUGCCGCAUCCACCACAUUCCGCUUCAUCUCUCACCAACGGUUCCAACCCCAGCGAAGUCUACUUUAACGAUGACAUCUACAACAGUCCGGUCAAAAGCAACGAUCCUCCCGGAAUAGGUCCACCGCUACCUCCACCAUCGCAGCACUUCAAAAUGCCAAGUUCCUCGUCUGCCUCGUCCAUUUCCUGCUGUCCGUCGAAUCAGUCCCGUGGAAGCCAACAGCAGCAGCAGCAGCGGUAUCAGCAGUUCCAACAACAACAGCAAGCCCACCAGGACUUCCUGGACUACCAACAGCAGCAGCAACAGCACCAACUGGGGCACGCACUGGUUACGCCUCCGGCGGAGAUGCACAUUCAGCAUCAGAAACGAUUAUGCGGUAGCUGCGAUGCCAUUCCAGGUGGUGGAGGCCCAUCAAUGAAGCCCUACCCGCACGGCAUCGGAGUAACAUCAGCGGGGCCGGGUGAAUCUCACCUUCAACCGCAUCAUCGACCUCCACUGUUGCACAGCGUCAGCCUCAGCAACGGGCACUCCACCGAACAGCAUCAGCAGCAGCACGAAAACGCCACCAACUGCUUCAAUGGGACCUGCUCCUCGGAUGGUUCCGGCACCGGAAGCAGCGGAAGCGGUGGCUUCUCUCAGCGAUCCAAGUUCGCCCGCAAGGUGCAUGUAAAUAUCGAAAACGCCAUCAAUGGAAACUAUCAUCACAAUCACCCACACCAUCACCAUCAUCACCAUAAUCAUCAUCACAAUCAACAUAAUCACCAUCUGAACGGGCAGCAUCAGCAGCAGCAACAGGAGACGAUCAGCGAACAUGAAGAGACUGAAAACGACAAAAUGCUUAAUAGUAGUUAUAGUUGUGACACGGACGGCGGUGACGGUGAAGUGACGACGCUGAGCAACGGUUGCGGCCUCGGGCGGGACGACUGCGAGGACGACGAUACAUGUUGCUCGUGCAGCGAGGAGGGAUCCUUCCUGUACGAGGAGCCGAUUCAGGUCAAGUAGAGAUCCGUUGCCGUGACGGCGCUGGCAGAGGCUAACGUUCCUAUGUAAUUAUACUCUCUCUCUUCCUCGAUGAGGUGCACUGCCGUGUGCAGCAUU